Molecule: messenger RNA, 3281 nt
Organism: Trifolium pratense (red clover)
Lineage: Eukaryota; Viridiplantae; Streptophyta; Magnoliopsida; Fabales; Fabaceae
Product: katanin p60 ATPase-containing subunit A1-like
Exons: 16
Coding region: 336-2825 (829 amino acids)
Cellular component (GO): mitochondrial outer membrane
Molecular function (GO): ATP hydrolysis activity; ATP binding
Source: RefSeq, a predicted model, not a curated record
GCCGAUCCAAAAAACAAACCGUCAAAAGAGUGACACGUAAGAAUGCAUGUAUGAGUCAGCACUAGUCUCUGUCCUCUAACAUUUUAAUUUCAACGAGAAUAAAGGCCACACCAGAAAAAGCGGGAACACUCUUAUCAGAUUACCAUUCCCUUAACCAUUUCAUUUCAUUUGGCUUCUCUCACACAAAUUUUACAGUUACAAUUACAAUUACAAUUACAAUGAUAAUAAUAAAGGACAGAGAUCCUUCUUCCCCCUCUCUCCAUUAAAUUCAUUCAUUCACAUACAAAUUAUUGUUCAUAAUUCAGUUUUUUGCGGUUAUCUGAAAACAAAGCACAAUGGAACAGAAAGGAAUGCUGAUAUCUGCCUGCGUUGGGGUCGGAGUUGGAGUCGGCCUUGGUUUGGCUUCUGGACAAACCAAAUGGGGGCCUAAUUCUGUCUCCUCAAACGCCAUCACACCCGAGAAAAUUGAACACGAAAUGCUUCGACUUAUUGUUGAUGGUAGAGAAAGCAAUGUCACUUUUGAUAAUUUCCCUUAUUAUCUCAGUGAACAGACACGGGUGCUGCUGACAAGUGCUGCCUAUGUCCAUUUAAAGCAUGCGGAGGUUUCUAAAUAUACACGGAAUCUUGCUCCUGCAAGCCGGACUAUUAUGCUCUCAGGGCCAGCCGAACUUUACCAACAGGUGCUUGCCAAGGCUUUAGCUCACUACUUUGAGGCCAAGUUGCUUCUGUUCGACGUAACUGACUUUUCAUUGAAGAUUCAAAGUAGAUAUGGUUCUUCCAACAUAGAAAAUUCUUUAAAAAGGUCUACUUCAGAGACAACCUUGGCUCGGUUAUCUGACCUAUUCGGGUCAUUUCCAUUCUUUCCACAAAGAGAAGAUAAUAAAGUUGCAGGCAAAUUCCGCAGGCAAAGCAGUGGCGUAGACCUUCGACGAAUGGAAGCGGAAGGAUCUUCUAAUCCUCCUAAGCUUCGUAGGAAUGCAUCAGCCUCUGGAAAUAUUAGCAGUCUUGGUUUGCAAAGCAAUGCUACAAACUCAGCUACUGGGAAGCACAUAGUCAGCUGGUCUUUUGAUGAAAAGCUUCUUAUACAGACUAUUUACAAGGUUUUAGUUUAUGUGUCAAAAACCUAUCCCAUUGUUCUAUACCUGCGGGAUGUUGAUAAGUUGUUGGGUAGAUCACAAAGGAUAGGUAAACUGUUCCAGACAAUGUUAACAAAAUUAUCUGGACAAAUUUUGAUUCUUGGUUCGAGGGUUGUGGAUUCUGGUAAUGACUACAAAGAAGUAGAUGAUAUGCUUACCUCCCUCUUCCCUUACGACAUAGAAAUCAAACCACCAGAAGAUGAAUCCCAUCUAGUCAGCUGGAAGGCUCAAUUUGAAGCGGAUAUGAAGAAGAUACAGAUUCAGGACAACAAGAACCAUAUCAUGGAAGUGCUUGCAGCCAAUGAUCUUGAUUGUCAUGACCUCGAUUCCAUCCGCGUAGAAGACGCAAUGGUUCUCAGUAACUCUAUAGAAGAGGUUGUCGUGUCAGCAAUUUCUUAUCAUUUAAUGAAUAACAAAGAGCCUGAAUACAGAAAUGGGAAACUGGUUAUUCCGUGCAAUAGUUUGUCCCAUGCUCUCGGUAUAUUCCAGGAGGGAAAACUCGGUGGAAGAGAUACAAUGAAAUUAGAAGCUCAAGCAGUAACAGCUGAGAGAGAGGAAGCAGCUGCUGUGAAACCAGAAGGAAAGUCUGAAACUUCUGCUCCUGGUGUAAAGACUGAAGCAGAAAUACCCGCUUCGGUGGCCAAAACUGACGGGGAAAAUUCAGUUCCUGCACCCAAAGUUGAAGUUCCUGAUAAUGAGUUCGAGAAGCGAAUAAGGCCUGAAGUAAUACCAGCAAACGAAAUAGGGGUAACAUUCGCUGAUAUUGGUGCCUUAGAAGAGACUAAAGAGUCACUUCAAGAACUAGUAAUGCUUCCCCUUCGAAGGCCAGACCUUUUUGAUGGAGGCCUUCUAAAGCCUUGUAGAGGAAUAUUGUUAUUUGGGCCACCUGGCACAGGAAAAACAAUGCUGGCAAAGGCCAUUGCAAACGAGGCUGGGGCAAGUUUCAUUAACGUAUCUAUGUCUACCAUCACCUCUAAAUGGUUUGGUGAAGACGAGAAGAAUGUUCGUGCUUUAUUCACACUGGCAGCCAAGGUCUCCCCAACUAUUAUAUUUGUUGAUGAGGUGGAUAGUAUGCUUGGCCAGCGGACAAGAGUUGGGGAACAUGAAGCCAUGCGGAAAAUAAAGAAUGAAUUUAUGACCAAUUGGGAUGGACUUACCUCAAAACCAUCGGACCGCAUCCUUGUCCUCGCAGCAACCAAUAGGCCCUUUGACCUGGAUGAAGCAAUUAUUAGACGAUUUGAAAGGAGGAUUAUGGUUGGGCUACCAUCUGUGGAGAACAGGGAAAAUAUAUUGAGGACCCUUUUGGCUAAAGAGAAGGUGGACGAUGGACUUGAUUUUAAGGAACUUGCAACUAUGACAGAAGGAUACAGUGGAAGUGAUCUAAAGAACAUAUGCACAACUGCUGCUUAUAGACCUGUUAGAGAGUUAAUUCAGCAAGAGAUAAAAAAGGAUACGGAGAAAAAGAAGAGAGAAGCUGAAGGACAAAAUGCUCAGGAUGCGGAAGAAGUUGAGCAGGAAAGAGUCAUUACCCUUAGACCUUUGAAUAUGCAGGACUUCAAAGUGGCAAAGAGUCAGGUUGCCGCAAGCUUUGCAUCUGAGGGAGCUGGAAUGAAUGAGUUGAGGCAAUGGAAUGACUUGUAUGGAGAAGGUGGUUCGAGGAAGAAAGAACAACUAUCUUAUUUCCUAUGAAAAUUAACAAUGAAAGUAUUUAACGAAUUUGCAUUUGCACCCUUCUGGUUUAACUUUGUGAGUGUCUCCUUAUAUGCAUUUUACAUUGAAGAGACCUCCAUAGGACAAUCAGUAGUUUGACAGUGAUAUAUAAUUAUAUGUGUAUAGGUUCCAGUAGUAUUUUUUGGAUUCAUACUUGAGCUCAGAGCACAAGUAUUGCUCGCGUAUGGUAUUUUUGUUCGUAUCCCAUGAACAAAUAACAAUGUUGUAAUUAAUAGUGUAGCUUGUGUUGUAUUAUACCUUAUUAUUAGUACAUAUAGUAAGCCUUUUAAGGAAGAAAUAGCAGUUCCUACUAUGUACAAAAUAUAAAAAACAGGUUUGCUAUUCAAUAUUAAAGUUUUGAUGGGAAAAUUCCAAUUUUCUUUUGUUUACUACUGGUCCAAAUAUCAGUAACCUUUAUCCAAAAUAAUGUUUAAC